AUGGGACAUUGGGAGAAGGUGCUGUGGAAGCGGCAGCCCUUUCCCGACAAUUACAUCCCGCCCGAUGCCUUCUUGUCAUCGCUGAGGACCAAUCCGAAUUUCCAGCCGUAUACGUACUGGUCUGUGGUUCUUCUCUCGAGCGCCGUAACACAGCACCUUUCCUCGCUCUUUAUCUUUCUUGGCAUCUAUGUUCGUCUAAAGGACCUCACGCUCCAUCCUCAUCUGCUUGUUUGGUCCUCGGUGUGCUGUUUCGUCGUGGGGUACGUGGCCUGGGUGCUACUGGAUUUGUCUGGAGGCCUCGACGUCGAUUACUAUGCGAAUUUUGUCACCACACUCAAGUCUUCGAUCUUGAUGUUUCUGGCGUUGAUGUCCCUCUCCCCAGUCUUGAGGACUCUCACAGCGGCGACAUCUUCAGAUUCUAUUUGGGCUCUGUCAGCAGCUUUGUUCCUGUUAAACAUUCUCCUUGCGGACUACAGCUCUUCCAAGCUUCAAGGGCACACCCAAGAAAGAUUAACCUCCGUGUUAUCUAUGAACGCCGCGAUUUCAUCUUCGGUCGUCCUCGCCUCGCGCUUGUCAGAUGAUUUAUCAGUAUUUGCCCUUGUCCUAUUCGCAGUACAAGCAUUCGCCCUAUUCCCAAUGUUUCGGCAUCGCCUACAGGAUUCGCCCGUGUUGUUUCAAUCCUUGUUGACCAUCACAUUAGCGAGCUUCUCUCUCGUGUUGACCGCAUCGAUAUCCACCACGAUAACAUGGCUGUUUUUCUUCGCCUUGUUUGGGAUUACGUUCAUUGCUCCCGGGGUGUUGAUUUGGGCCCAAAGGUACAAGAAUGAAAUCCGAGGGCCUUGGGACGUCGCUGUACCCAGGCUUAAUUGA
This is a messenger RNA of Pleurotus ostreatus (oyster mushroom), 870 nucleotides long. RefSeq lists its product as uncharacterized. The record is from RefSeq and is a predicted model, not a curated record. Gene Ontology annotation, biological process: GPI anchor biosynthetic process. Gene Ontology annotation, cellular component: glycosylphosphatidylinositol-N-acetylglucosaminyltransferase (GPI-GnT) complex; membrane. Bases 1 to 870 code for a protein of 289 amino acids. NCBI's taxonomy places the organism in Eukaryota, Fungi, Basidiomycota, Agaricomycetes, Agaricales, Pleurotaceae. The transcript has 6 exons.